Messenger RNA from Racocetra fulgida, 987 nucleotides. The record is from the annotation of a GenBank genome assembly. Lineage: Eukaryota; Fungi; Glomeromycota; Glomeromycetes; Diversisporales; Gigasporaceae.
AUGAUCUGCGCCGUCUCAAAGAAAAAGUAGAUGCCGGUGCUGAUUUUAUUAUAACUCAAGUGUUCUAUGACGUGGAUUUAUUUUUAACUUGGACUAUCGUUCCCAAAUCUGUUAUUGAUGCAUUAGAACCUAUUAAACAUGAUGAUGCUGCUGUAAAAGAGUAUGGAAUAAAGUUGGCCGUCGAAAUGAUUAGGAAGAUGUAUGAUAAUGGAAUAAGUGGCUUCCAUUUUUAUACAAUGAAUUUAGAAAGGUCUACUAGAUUAAUCUUAGAAGCCUUACAAUUUGUCGCUCCUGUAGAAAAAGUUAAACCAUUACCCUGGUGUCCGUCUCUUUCAGCUAAACGUAAAAAGGAAAAUGUACGCCCCAUAUUUUGGAGAAAUCGCAUUAAAAGUUAUGUUACUCGUACUGAAGCUUGGGAUGAAUUCCCUAAUGGAAGGUGGGGUGAUGCGAGAUCUCCGGAAAAUGCUCUUGAAUUAUGGGGUUCUCCUAAUUCAAUGAAUGAUAUUUAUAACAUAUUUGUGCGAUAUUGUCGUGGUGAGCUAGUUUCUCUCCCUUGGUCCGACCAAUCUCUCGCGCAGGAAACUGAUAUAAUCAAGGAUCAAUUGGCCUAUAUCAAUUCAUUGGGUUAUUUAAGUAUUAAUUCACAGCCUGCCGUUAACGGCGUCCGAAGUGAUCAUAAUGUUUUUGGUUGGGGUCCUAAAAAUGGUUAUGUAUAUCAAAAGAGUGAAGGCCCCAACGCCGUCACGUGGGGCGUUUUUCCCGGUAAAGAGAUAAUUCAGCCAACCAUCGUUGAAGCUGAUGAAGCUUUCGAACUCUGGAAUGAAUGGGCAAAAAUUUAUGAUCCAGACUCAGUAUCUGCAAAGUUGAUUACUCAAAUUGCUGAUAAUUGGUAUUUGAUUAACAUUGUACAUAAUGAUUUUCAUGAUGGUAGUGGCAUUUUUCGCAUUUUUGAACCGGACGGUGUUCCAGAAUUAGUGGAGGCUGAUC